Molecule: messenger RNA, 546 nt
Organism: Notodromas monacha
Lineage: Eukaryota; Metazoa; Arthropoda; Ostracoda; Podocopida; Cyprididae
Source: the annotation of a GenBank genome assembly
AUGAACUGUCGACUGUUCCACGGGCGCCUAUUAUUUCGGAAAAAUGCGUGCCACUUUUCGCGUGCCGUGCGCAAUUCAGUGCGUCUUAAGUUGAGAACGUCAUCCAUCACCCGCACAGGAGUCUUCAACAGUGUGGAAACAAUCGAGUGCGAUGAGUCAAAAGUCUCGACAACAAUUUCGAGACUAUAUUGUACCUCACCCCCGGAAGCAUUCGACUAUCACUCCAUUGCGGAUUCUACUCUAGAAAAUAUUCAGGAUGUUUUGGAAGAUCUCGUCGAAUCAGAUAUGACAGAACUUGGAGCAUCGAGCGACAUUACAUUCUCAGAUGGAGUUUUAACUGCAAGACUCGGUCGCUUCGGAACUUAUGUUAUCAAUAAGCAGUCUCCUAAUCGGCAAAUCUGGCUCUCAAGUCCUAAAAGUGGGCCUAAACGUUACGACUACGUGAAUGGUCGCUGGAUCUAUUUGCAUGAUGGCGUUGAACUGUACAUUCUCUUGAGUGAGGAGUUAUCGGAAGUGUUUGGGAAACGUGUAGUGUUAAGUGAUUAA